UAGCACUUUGGCUCGUACAUGGCGUACUCGUACUAUGCCCCUUAAAGAAGCCACAGAGAAUAGGGAGCCGUGUAUCGGACGAAGGGCGGGGCCCGGUGUGUUGGGUAGGGUGGAGGGCGGGGCAGAGACUGACGACGCGGCAGACGGGGCCGCAAGUACUACGGGCGGGAGACACAGGUGGCAGGAAGUCUACCAGCACGGUGGGCGGGACCUGCUGCUUGGUGAGGGUGAAAAGUGGUCAGCGCUUCGGGUUCUAGAGGGUGAAGGGCUAGGGGUGGUCCGUAGGGGCUGGAGGGGCGGAGCCUGGGGCGUGGGGGCGGGGUCUACCUGUGAAGGGCGCGCGGCGGAGGCGGGGCCUGUUCGUGAAGGGCGGUGCGCCGGCGCCAGGCUCCUCGAGCGUGGCGGGCGGGGCCUGGAGCGUGAGGGCGCGCGGCAGGCGGGGCGGGGCGCGGCGGGAGGCGCGGUCCCUUUAAGGCUUGGCCUACGUGGCAGCCGCUAGAGCAGCCGCGGCUCAGCGAGGCCGGCCGCCCGGUACUUCCUGUGGAGGCCGCAGUAGGCGCGAGCGCCCAGGACCUGCCAGCUGAGCCUUCCGCCGCCGCCAUGGGACAGAACGACCUGAUGGGCACGGCCGAGGACUUCGCCGACCAGUUCCUUCGAGUCACCAAGCAGUACCUGCCUCAUGUGGCGCGCCUCUGCCUGAUCAGCACCUUCCUGGAGGAUGGCAUCCGCAUGUGGUUCCAGUGGAGUGAGCAGCGUGACUAUAUCGACACCACCUGGAGCUGUGGCUACCUGUUGGCCUCAUCCUUUGUGUUCCUCAACCUGCUGGGACAGUUGACUGGCUGUGUUUUGGUGCUGAGCAGGAACUUCGUGCAGUAUGCCUGCUUUGGGCUGUUUGGAAUCAUCGCACUGCAGACAAUUGCCUAUAGCAUUUUGUGGGACUUGAAGUUUCUCAUGAGGAACCUGGCUUUAGGAGGAGGUUUGCUGCUGCUCUUGGCAGAAUCCCGCUCAGAAGGGAAGAGCAUGUUUGCUGGUGUCCCAACCAUGCGUGAGAGCUCCCCCAAGCAGUACAUGCAGCUUGGAGGAAGGGUCCUGCUGGUCCUGAUGUUCAUGACCCUCCUUCACUUAGAUACCAGCUUCUUUUCUAUCAUCCAGAACAUUGUGGGCACAGCUCUGAUGAUCUUAGUAGCCAUUGGUUUUAAAACCAAGCUAGCAGCUUUGACUCUCGUCGUCUGGCUGUUUGCCAUCAACGUGUAUUUCAACGCCUUCUGGACAAUCCCGGUAUAUAAACCCAUGCAUGACUUCCUGAAAUACGACUUCUUCCAGACCAUGUCAGUGAUUGGAGGCCUGCUCCUUGUGGUGGCUCUUGGCCCAGGGGGUGUCUCCAUGGAUGAGAAGAAGAAAGAGUGGUAACAUACAGAUCCCUCCCCUCCCGGCUGAGGCACAAGGCCCUGGACUGGUUCAGGGCAGAGUCAACAAGCUGCCAGCGUUUAUGUGUCCUUUCCCCUUCCCCUCCCUUGGUAAAGGCACAGAUGUUUUGAGAACUUUAUUUGCAGACACCUGAAAAUUGGAGAUAAAAUCUUUGGAAAUAGUCUGGAGUCUGACUGUCCAGGGCUGGCGAGCUGGAUGGUCACUCCUUAGCCAAGGCUUGGAGGAGACAGCGUGCUGGGCUGUGGCCUCAUUCCUCCUGUCUCUGAGUUCCUUUUGGGGAAGUCGUUCAAAGCAGUUUCCCUUCUUAGUUUUGAGUUUACAUCCUUAGCUCAAACUACUAAAUGACUUAGGAUAGUCCAGCCAAACACCAAACGGUUAAACCUCCAGUUCAGAAUUCUACCAGUGGCCCCAGCAUUGCUUCUGCCCCUGUAUUUUAUAGGAUCAUUGAAGAUGUUAGAGAAACCAAGUCAAGAGAACAGUACAGUAUUGGAAAGGUGGGUGUUACUGCUGGCCCAAGUCCUUGAUGUUAGCUAGCUGGAUGCUGUUUACUGGGUGAAAGGUACCUUGGGAGUUUUCCUGGCUCCAAGCAGGGAUGGGAUGGGGUAAGCAGCAGGAAGUUCUUAGAAAGCUGCUACCCCUCAAGCUUGGUGGUGGAAAGGGCAGGAGAGCAGGCUGCUCACAGGAUGGUCCACACAACCACCAUGGAACCAGCCUGGGGAACAGCGAUGCCAUGGGGCCCAGAAGUGAGGAGUCCCAGUACUCAAGACACCCAGGCUCAACCCAGUUACCUCACACUUGACCUUCUCAGAGCAAGGCCUGAACUUCACAGGUUGUGGUCCCCCAACCCCCAGCUUAACUCCCUGUUCCAGGCUGAGCCAACCCCAUCAACAGCCCUGAUACCACCAUUCCCCUGAGGCUGUUGCUUGCUCAGAUUUUUGUCAACUUGCUCUGCUGUAUGCAGCCAAGAUACUUUUUACAAUUUGUGAUGCCUUACCAAUUUGAUCUCAGUCCUGUAUUUAAAGUUUUCUAACAUUGCCUUACA
This is a messenger RNA of Mus caroli (Ryukyu mouse), 2470 nucleotides long. It is a transcript of the gene Surf4, whose product is annotated as surfeit 4. NCBI's taxonomy places the organism in Eukaryota, Metazoa, Chordata, Mammalia, Rodentia, Muridae. Gene Ontology annotation, biological process: Golgi organization. The record is from RefSeq and is a predicted model, not a curated record. Gene Ontology annotation, cellular component: endoplasmic reticulum; endoplasmic reticulum-Golgi intermediate compartment; membrane.